AUAACCUAAAAUCCUUAAGCGUGAAGUAACCUUUUGUUCAGGACUAUGACCUCUAAUAUUCACUGCAUAUAAUUAAAUCGAGGUUCUACCUGACAAAGCUCACCAAUAAUCUUCAACACGAAAUGCCGGGGCAUGCGAAAUCGACGUUGGAAAUCUUCAUCAGAGAACACACAAUUGGAAAAAAAUAAUCUAACAUCAACUUCUCAUGAAAUUUUCCCUUCGUCGAUACGUAUAUCUUCUUGUAAAUACUUCUUUUGGCUCUGGAUCUUUAGGUAUAUGACCCGAUGAAUAUAGAUGCAACACAAUCAGUUCUCUAUCUUCAUCUGACUCGUCAUCCAUUCUCUCUCUCUCUCUCUCUCUUCAUUCAAACAUUCUCCUCCGUUUGAUUUGAUCUUACUGCUCCAUCUCGCUCCCUGAUCGAUUUCUCAGGAAUUCUGUAGCAAUUUUUGAUCGCAUCUAGGAUUGGUCUGCACUGUUUUCCUCAUUUGCAUCAGAACAGGAUUUUGCAGUUUUUGAUUCACAUCUAGGAUUGGCUCAGUUGCAAUCAGAACAGGCUGGCAUUUCUUUUGUGUGUUUGUAGAAGAUCGAAGAGCUUGAUGAUUUAGGGACACAGUGAAUAGUUUAUACGCAUGUUCAUCAGAAUUUGUUAAUCAAAACCACCUCUCAGCAGAUUCAAUAUCAUCAAGGGUUUUAUUGAAUUCAGCAACAGAAGUGUGCAUCUGAAAAUGGGACUUCUCAGUAUCAUUAGAAAAAUCAAAAGGAAAGAAAAAGAGAUGCGAAUUCUCAUGGUGGGACUUGAUAAUUCUGGUAAAACAACGAUAGUCUUGAGAAUCAAUGGAGAAGAUACUAGUGUUAUCAGUCCAACAUUAGGUUUUAAUAUCAAAACCAUCAAUUAUGAUAAGUAUACUCUUAAUAUAUGGGAUAUUGGUGGGCAGAAAACCAUUAGGUCUUAUUGGAGGAAUUACUUUGAACAAACUGAUGGUUUGGUAUGGGUUGUCGAUAGUUCAGAUGUUAGGAGAUUAGGGGAUUGCAAAAUGGAACUGGAUAAUCUUUUGAAGGAAGAGAGGCUAUCAGGAGCUACCUUACUUAUACUAGCAAAUAAGCAGGACAUACAAGGUGCUCUGACACCACAUGAGAUCGCUAAGGUGCUCAAUUUAGAUGCUAUGGACAAAACCCGGCACUGGAAAAUUGUCGGAUGUAGUGCAUACACUGGGGAGGGAUUGCUGGAAGCGUUUGACUGGAUGGUUCAAGAUGUCGCUUCUCGAAUCUAUGUUCUUGACUAAGUGGACCCUCAGAAGAUCUUUUGGAAGUAGAAAGAUGUUCCCUUUUUUUUGAGGAUAUUGCCUGAAUGUUUUUAGUUUAGUCAUAAAAAUUGUUCAUGUAUCAAAGACAGAUUAUGCAGUUGCUUCCAAUGAAUUGGGGUCUCUUUACUACCAGAUGCACCCACUGAUGUUAAACUCCAUUUUGAUAUCAGUUAUACGAUGAUGUUCACAGUGAGGGUCUGUACCUAGUGAUGUUUUUCUCCAUUGUGGAAUCUGUUAUAUGAGAAUGUGGCUUACCAGAAAAACAAAAAAGUAUUGAUGUAUCUUUAAAAGUAAGCAGUAAAGUAAAAUCUGAAAUUUUAAGAUUUUUUAC
This is a messenger RNA of Papaver somniferum (opium poppy), 1635 nucleotides long. RefSeq names its product ADP-ribosylation factor-like protein 2. Gene Ontology annotation, cellular component: microtubule cytoskeleton; cytoplasm. The coding region runs from base 726 to 1283 and encodes 185 amino acids. Lineage: Eukaryota; Viridiplantae; Streptophyta; Magnoliopsida; Ranunculales; Papaveraceae. The record is from RefSeq and is a predicted model, not a curated record. The transcript is spliced from 8 exons. Gene Ontology annotation, molecular function: GTPase activity; GTP binding. Gene Ontology annotation, biological process: protein folding.